This is a messenger RNA of Ziziphus jujuba (common jujube), 1398 nucleotides long. RefSeq names its product putative disease resistance protein At3g14460. The record is from RefSeq and is a predicted model, not a curated record. The transcript has a single exon. NCBI's taxonomy places the organism in Eukaryota, Viridiplantae, Streptophyta, Magnoliopsida, Rosales, Rhamnaceae. Bases 1 to 1398 code for a protein of 465 amino acids.
AUGGGCUGUCAAUCUCUUUCUUGUUUACCAGCUGAUAUGUCAAGAUUGGUCAACCUAUGCUAUCUGGACUUUUCGAAUACAAAGGUGACAGAGAUGCCACUGCAAAUUUGUGAAUUGAAACGUUUGCAACAUUUAGAACCUGCCUUUCUUGUAGACCAUAAUGGCGGACGUAAUAUUAAAGACUUGGGUAAUCUUCAAGAUCUGCGUGGUUCUUUUUGGAUAAAAAAUAUUGAAAAUAUAAUAAAUGUUGGAGAUGUUUCAAAAGCCAAAUUGAAAGAUAAGAGGCAUAUUACAUGUCUUCGAUUGGAGUGGUGUGGUGAAACAGAUGAUUCAGAGAAAUCACGAGUGGUACUUGAAAAGCUUCAACCUCACACAAAUGUCCAAGACCUAAGAAUUUGGAAUUACCAAGGUACAGGGUUUCCAAGUUGGAUAGGGCAUCAUUCAUUUAGUCACAUAGUAUCUCUGUACCUACUUAAUUGUAAAAAUUGUUACUUGCUUCCGUCACUUGGACAGCUUCCCUCCUUGAAAGAUCUUAAUAUUUGGGGAUUAGAAAUGGUGGAGAGAAUAGGUGAUGAAUUUUAUUCCUGCAGCAGCACUAGUAUUGGUUCUUCUUCCAUGAUUAAUACACCAGUACCAUUCAAGUCCUUGGAAAUUUUAUACCUUGGUGAUCUAAGAGAAUUAAGAGAAUGGAAGGAGUGGUCUUUAAUGAUGGGAGGAGAUGUUGGAGGAAGUGAAGGUACUGGAGCCUUCCCACAACUUAGAAAGCUUAGUUUAAGAGAAUGUCCCAACAUAAAUGGGGCCUGCUUACCUUGUAAUCUUCCAUCCUCCACAACUCUUCAAAUCUUCUCUGGAUGCCAACAAGUGGUGGCUUCACUCCAAAGUCAUCAACUUCCAUGGCUGGGUGAAUUGCAGCUAAUUCGUUGCUCAGAGUUGGAGUCAUUUCCGCCACAAGGUGGAUUGCCCACCAAUAUCCAUACAAUUCAAAUUUUGGGUUGUGAAAAAUUGGAGUCACUUGCAAAAAAGGGAUGGCCUUCAAAUUUAAAGUCACUUGAAAUUUGCGAUUGCAAAAACCUAUUCAUGGACGUGGGUUCAUUUCCGGAGGAGGGGCAACUUCCAACAACUCUGACUUGUCUUAAGCUUGAAUCUCUUCCAAAGCUUAAAACAUUAAAUGGAAAGGCUCUUCGAGACAUGGUAUGCCUUCAACAACUGACUAUUGAUGAUUGCCGUGGGGUGCAAUGCUUGGUAGAAGAAGGGCUGCCCGAUUCUCUUUCUGAGUUGAAUAUCAUAUGGUGUAAUUCUCUAAUCAAACGGUGCCAGAGAGAUACAGGGGAAGAUUGGCCAAAAAUUGCACACAUCCCUCACAUAGAGAUCACGGCUGGUAAGUCAUUUCAAUAUUAA